Molecule: messenger RNA, 336 nt
Organism: Rotaria sp. Silwood2
Lineage: Eukaryota; Metazoa; Rotifera; Eurotatoria; Philodinida; Philodinidae
Source: the annotation of a GenBank genome assembly
AUGGAAACUACUCAGUAUUCCACACCAACAGCACAGGAACAACGUACUCAAGAAGCAUCAACAGGUCGUCUGUUAGCUACAACCAUGGAAUUACCAAUGCUCAAAGAAUCAUUGACACCAAGAGGGCCAUCAGUAAAACGACAGCGACGAACAACAACAAGACAAAUCGAAAUUAUUGACGUAGUAGCACCAAAUAGAACACCUAUUGGUCUUUAUCAACCGAAUUAUAUACCACGUACACUUCAUUUUUACAAUCAACAUCGUCUCUCAAUUUUACCAACAUUUCCAAGUAGAGAUAAUAAUGACGCAGAUAAUCCAUCUUUGCUAUUGAGAUAA